Molecule: messenger RNA, 2538 nt
Organism: Salvelinus fontinalis (brook trout)
Lineage: Eukaryota; Metazoa; Chordata; Actinopteri; Salmoniformes; Salmonidae
Product: zinc finger protein ZFP2-like
Exons: 2
Coding region: 310-2049 (579 amino acids)
Biological process (GO): regulation of DNA-templated transcription
Molecular function (GO): DNA-binding transcription factor activity, RNA polymerase II-specific; RNA polymerase II cis-regulatory region sequence-specific DNA binding
Source: RefSeq, a predicted model, not a curated record
AAAAACUCUAAGAAGAAAAGCAACAACAGCUUGUCAGCCAUCUCGGUAGCUUGCUAGUCAACAUAGCGGAAACGUUCAAGUUCUUUAGACGCUUUCUGGUAUAUGAGCCACUCUGUUUUGAACACAUUUAUGUCGUUUAGAUAAUUAUCCAAUUUAAUUUCCUAUUUACGUUCAGCUAGCUGUCUCGUUAAGUUAUCAUUAGCCUAGCUAGCUAGCUGUCUCGUUAAGUUAGUAUUAGCCUAGCUAGCUAGCUGUCUCGUUAAGUUAGCAUUAGCCUAGCUAGCUAGCUGUUAGCUAACAUCCCCGACCAUGAGUUCACCAAGCUACUCGUCUCCUGUUGAAGAAGAGGAGGUCUGCUGGACGGAGAAAGAGGGUCUGGGGCUGAACGUUGUCGUGAAAGAGGAGAAGGAAGAAGAGGAUGUGACAGUAAAACAAGAAGUAGAGGAUGAGGCUGUUACCGUGAAAGAAGAAGAGAAAGACAUUUUAGUGAAAGAAGAGGAAGACGCGUUCAGAGUGAAAGAGGGUGAGGCUGUUACAGUAAAAGAAGAAGAGAAAGACGUUUCAGUGAAAGAGGAGGAAGACGCGUUCAGAGUGAAAGAGGAGGAGGAUGUUACAGUAAAAGAAGAGGAGAAAGAGAAAGAGGAGGAUGCCGUUUUUGGAGUGAAGAAGGAAGGAGAGAUUACUGUCACAUUGAAAGAUGAAGAGGAGGACACAGGCGAUCUGAUUAACACCAGAGAGAGACGUGACUAUCGUGGAUCCUCUGGGGAGCCUCAACAACAACAUGAUGCUGACGAGGCAGAGAAGAGUCCCUCCACAUCAGAACACCUCGAGAAACACCAGCGGAGACCCACAGGAAAGACACCUCACUGCUGCGCUGACUGUGGGAAGAGACUUACCUCUUCGGCAGACCUUAUAAGACACCAGAGAAUCCAUACAGGAGAGAAACCGUAUAUCUGUGAUCAGUGUGGGAAGAGUUUUAAUGUUCCAAGCAGCCUGAAAACACACCAGAGAACACACACAGGAGAGAAGCCUUACCACUGCUCUGACUGUGUAAAGAGAUUUGUUUCGUCAGGACAUUUAAAAUCACAUCAGAGAACACACACAGGAGAGAAGCCUUAUAUCUGUGAUCAAUGUGGGAUGAAUUUUACUACAUCUAGCCAGCUGACGUUGCACCAGAGAACACACACAGGAGAUAAGCCGUAUAGCUGUAAUCAAUGUGGGAAGAGUUUUGCUGCCUCAAGCAGCAUGACAGCACACCUGAGAAUACACACUGGCGAGAAACCUCACUGUUGCUCUGACUGUGAGAAGAGAUUCACCUCUUCAGCAGACCUUAAAAUACAUCAGAGAAGCCAUACAGGAGAGAAGCCUUAUAGCUGCUCUGACUGUGGGAAGAGCUUUUCAAAAUCAUCUAUAUUACAAUCACACCAGAGAAUUCACACCGGAGAGAAACCUUAUAGCUGCUCUGACUGUGGGAAGAGCUUUUCAAAAUCAUCUACAUUACAAUUACACCAGAGAAUUCACACUGGAGAGAAACCUUAUAGCUGUUAUCAAUGUGGGAAGAGCUUUACUCACUCAAACAGCUUGAUAGUACACCAGAGAACACACACCGGAGAGAAACCUUACCACUGCUCCGACUGUGGAAAGAGAUUUGUUUCGUCGGGACAUUUAAAAUCACAUCAGAGAACACACACAGGAGAGAAGCCUUAUAGCUGUGAUCAAUGUGGGAAGAGAUUUACUCACUCAAACAGCUUGAUAGUACACCAGAGAACACACACAGGAGAGAAGCCUUAUAGCUGUGAUCAAUGUGGGAAGAGCUUUACUCACUCACACAGCUUGAUAGUACACCAGAGAACACACACAGGAGAGAAACCUUAUAGCUGUACUCAAUGUGGGAAGAGUUUUAUUAAGUCUAACAGUCUGACUAGACACCAGAGAACGCACACAGGAGAGAAACCUUAUAGCUGUGCUCAAUGUGGGAAGUGUUUUACUACAUCUAGCCAUCUGUCUAUGCACCAGAGAACACACACAGGACAGAAUCCUCAUAGUUGAAAUCAAUAUGGGAAGAAUUUUACUCUGAUAUACACACAGGAAAUAAAUAAUGUAGCUGUGAUCAAUGUGUGAAGAGAUACUCUGGUAAAAUAUAUCUGAUCAAACAUCAGAAUAUACAGGAAGGAGUUGUUUUAUGAUGUCAAUGAAAUAAUGUCACAAUGUAGAAUGUUUUAACAUUGUAGAAGGAGUAUUUUAAUGAUGUCACAAUGUAGAAUGUUUUAACAUUGUAGUAGGAGUGUUUUAAUGAUGUCACAAUGUAGAAUGUUUUAACAUUGUAGAAGGAGUAUUUUAAUGAUGUCACAAUGUAGAAUGUUUUAACAUUGUAGUAGGAGUGUUUUAAUGAUGUCACAAUGUAGAAUGUUUUAACAUUGUAGUAGGAGUGUUUUAAUGAUGUCACAAUGUAGAAUGUUUUAACAUUGUAGAAGGAGUAUUUUAAUGAAUAAUGUCACAAUGUAAAAUAUAUAUAUUGAGUUAGAGAUCCUUCCUUGA